Molecule: messenger RNA, 3501 nt
Organism: Colletotrichum orchidophilum
Lineage: Eukaryota; Fungi; Ascomycota; Sordariomycetes; Glomerellales; Glomerellaceae
Product: DNA polymerase family A
Exons: 1
Coding region: 1-3501 (1166 amino acids)
Biological process (GO): mitochondrial DNA replication
Cellular component (GO): mitochondrion; gamma DNA polymerase complex
Molecular function (GO): DNA binding; 3'-5' exonuclease activity; DNA-directed DNA polymerase activity
Source: RefSeq, a predicted model, not a curated record
AUGGUUGAGAUCGCAAACCAUGUCCUGAGGAGUUCGACCGCAAGCUUCGUCCGCUUAGCUCGACACCAUGCUUCCCGUCGCCUCGCAUGGCGCUUACACGUUCGGUGGCAAUCUGCCAUCGCUUCAGAUGCCUCCAAGACCGAAGGCAUUCGGGGAUUACAGCAGACCCUGGCUAGUAUGAACAUGCGCCCGUCUAGAUGCCUGCCAGGCCAUUCGCUGAUAUCUACAGUCCCAUCGCAACCGCGUUUCAACGACAUUGGGGUGCAGCACCUCAGCGCCCAUGUAUAUAAACAGCUAUUCCCCGAUGGAAACGCCCCGCCGCCUCCAGAACUUGUUGAGCUAUCCAAGGACCACUUGCGCCGACACGACCUGCUCGGCAAGAACACGGACAACAGCGAGCCCAUCGCCUUCGAUCUACCUGAGCUUCAAGGACGAACACUAGACGAGCACUUCCACAAGCUGGCCGUCGAUUGUGCCGAGCCAUACCUUUCUUUUGCGAAACAGUUUGCGCGGGCGAGUGCACCUCCGAAGCCGCGAAAAUGGAUUCAUCAGAGUGGCUGGACUAAGUACUACCCCGAUGGCCGAACCGAGGCAGUCGAUGCGCCCGAUGAAAAGAUGCUCUGUUUUGAUACCGAAGUUAUGUGGAAGGAGAGUUCGUUUGCCGUCAUGGCUUGUGCCUCGAGCCCGACGGCAUGGUAUGCCUGGCUGUCCCCUUGGCUCUUGGGCGAGACCAAGUCUGAUCGGCAUCUGAUACCACUGGGCGACCCGACCAAGGAGCGUAUAAUAGUGGGACACAAUGUUGGGUAUGACAGGGCGAGGAUAUUGGAAGAGUACGACGUGAAACAGACUCGCAACUCUUUUCUGGAUACCAUGUCGCUUCACGUGGCUGUGAAUGGCAUGUGCUCGCAGCAGAGACCGACGUGGAUGAAGCACAAAAAGAGUAGGGAACUACGAGAUAAAAUCGCGAGCGAAACAGACGACGUGCAGCUCGCGGAGCUCUUAGGCAACACCGCACUGCGGCAAGAGGAGGAGGAGCUGUGGGUGGAACGAAGCUCGGUCAACUCGCUCCGCGAUGUGGCCAAAUUUCAUCUCGACGUCACUAUUGACAAGGCCGUUCGCGACGAAUUCGGCUCCCUCGACCGGGAUGGCGUGCUGAGCAAGUUGGACAACCUACUCGACUACUGUGCUGCGGAUGUGGCAAUCACUCACAGGGUAUAUCAGAUUGUGUUUCCCAACUUCUUGGACACCUGCCCCCAUCCCGUCAGCUUCGCGGCGUUGCGACACCUUUCAUCCGUCAUUCUGCCCGUCAACAAGACGUGGGACGCCUAUAUCCACAACGCCGAGGCCACCUAUCGAGAGCUCUCUGAUGCCGUACAGGAGCGUCUGAUCGGGCUUACCGAGCAGGCUCUCCUCAUCAAAGACGACCCCGGAAAAUGGAGCAACGAUCCAUGGCUGAAGCAGCUGGACUGGUCUGGCCAGGAAAUCAAGAUGGUCAAGGGGAAAAAGAAAAAUGACCCCCCCCGACCAGCCGCGAGACAGAAGAAGCCAGGCAUGCCACAGUGGUACAAAGACCUGUUCCCAAAGAACGAUGCGCCCAUGGCCAUCUCCGUACGAACCCGCAUCGCGCCUAUCCUGCUCAAGCUCGCGUGGGAUAAUCACCCGCUAUUCUGGUCGGACAAGUACGGCUGGACGUUCAGAGUGGCGUAUAGCGAAGCGACGGCCUACGAGCAAAAGCAAAUGAUCGAAUGCGACUUCUCUGAUUCAGAGAGCGACGCGGCACUGCUCAAGGAAGAAGGCAUCUUUUUUAAACUGCCCCACAAGGACGGACCCACGGCACGGUGUGUUAACCCGAUGGCCAAGAGCUACUUGGCUUACUUUGAGAAGGGCACGUUGUCGUCAGAGUAUGCGUACGCCAAGGAGGCCCUGGAGAUGAAUGCGUCGUGUUCGUACUGGAUCAGUGCUCGUGACCGCAUAAGGUCACAAAUGGUGGUGUACGAAGACGACCUGCCAGCCGAGGGCAAGAAGACGAGUUCCAAGAAGAAGAGUCCCGAGGACAUUCAGGGCUAUAUUUUACCCCAGGUGAUACCCAUGGGCACUAUUACGAGACGAGCUGUUGAGAACACGUGGCUCACGGCGAGUAACGCAAAGAAAAACAGAGUCGGAUCGGAGCUCAAGUCGAUGGUGAAGGCACCGCCGGGCUACUGCUUCGUCGGGGCUGACGUUGACUCGGAAGAGCUGUGGAUUGCGAGUCUGGUCGGAGACGCAACGUUCAGACUGCACGGUGGUAACGCUAUUGGAUUCAUGACUCUAGAGGGCACAAAGGCCGCUGGCACAGAUCUCCACUCGCGGACGGCAGGCAUCCUCGGCAUCACGAGGAACGACGCCAAAGUCUUCAACUAUGGUCGCAUCUAUGGUGCAGGCCUCAAGUUUGCCGGCCAGCUGUUGAGGCAGUUCAACCCGAACCUGUCUGAGCAGGAGACGAACGCGACUGCGUCCAAGCUGUACGCCACGACAAAGGGCACCAAAACCAAUAGAUCCGUACUCAGCAAGCGGCCGUUCUGGCGUGGCGGGACCGAGUCGUUCUUGUUCAACAAGCUGGAAGAGUUUGCCGCCCAGGAGCGACCGCGGACAUUUGUUCUGGGGGCCGGCAUUACGGAGGCGUUGAUGCGCAGAUUCAUCAAUCAAAACGGGUACCUGACGUCGCGCAUCAAUUGGGCCGUUCAGUCAUCUGGUGUCGACUACCUCCACCUCCUCAUCGUCAGCAUGGACUACCUCACUAGACGGUUCAACAUUGACGCCCGUCUCGCCAUCACCGUCCACGACGAGAUCCGAUACCUCGUCAGAGACCACGACAAGUACCGCGCCGCGAUGGCGCUGCAGGUGGCCAACGUCUGGACCAGGGCCAUGUUUUCCCAGCAAGUGGGUAUUCACGACCUGCCGCAGUCGGUGGCGUACUUCUCUGCCAUUGACAUUGACCACGUUCUCCGCAAGGAGGUCGACAUGGACUGCAUCACGCCGAGCCACAAGACACCAAUUCCUCACGGAGAGAGUCUCGACAUCACCACGCUGCUUUCCAAGGGUGCCGAGGCCCGCCUCGAUCCUGCGAUCGUGCCCGACCCCUCCCAGGCGCCUAAAUUUGACGGAAUCGAGUACACGCCUCGCACGCCCGUCAUGGAUACGCUGGAGGACUCAGCGUCGGCCGAUCCCUUCUUCCUCAAGGCACAGAUUGUCAGCUCCGAAAUGGAGCUGAGCCAGGUGCUCAAGGACAGGAGACAGGCGCUCAAGGCGCAGGAAGAGAAGAAGCCCAAACCGCCCAGGACCAAGAAGGAGCGCAGCGUGUUGCCGUACCAUUCGGACGCGAAGCUUGUCCCGACGAUGACCGUAUCAGACGCGCUCGGACACAGGUUUUCGCGCUUCGACGGCAAGGGCAAGUGGACGACGUGGCAGAAGGACAAGGGCGUGGGCCGUUCGGGGCCCAGCUCCAGUUAUAAUGUAAGAUGA